Etheostoma cragini (Arkansas darter) is the source of this 1940-nucleotide messenger RNA. It is a transcript of the gene acot20, whose product is annotated as acyl-CoA thioesterase 20. The transcript has 5 exons. Gene Ontology annotation, biological process: acyl-CoA metabolic process; fatty acid metabolic process. Bases 437 to 1675 code for a protein of 412 amino acids. The record is from RefSeq and is a predicted model, not a curated record. NCBI's taxonomy places the organism in Eukaryota, Metazoa, Chordata, Actinopteri, Perciformes, Percidae. Gene Ontology annotation, molecular function: fatty acyl-CoA hydrolase activity.
AAAGAGCCGCAUAGCUCUCUCACAGUAACACUAUGUUGGUACUGCUUGGUGAAUAUUUUUAAAGCGCCCCUAUUAUGAUUUGUUUUGUGUUUCCUGUCAUUAAGUGUGUUAUUUACUUUUGUUGUGUAUGUAAUAUAUGUAUACAGUACAAAAAAUGUUGUCACUCCAAAUGGAGCUUUCUCUCCCACAGAAAAAAACACUUCUCUUCAACUGACUCAAACGCAUCAUCUCCAUUCCUGCCUUAAAUUCCCUAAUCACUGACGUAGACAAUUAAAAAAGCCCAAUGAGCGGCACGCCCUCUCUCUAAGGAAGAGAAUAUGGAGGCCCAAGAAGCAGGCAGAUGCAGUGACAACAUAACUGACCCUACAAACAAAGUAAAGCAGAAGGACAUUUAAGCCACUACGUCACUGUUUCUCUCCCAUCUUGAAGAGCUGAAAUGGCUUACUCACAGAUCCGCCUGAAAAUUCUCCCCAGUGUUCGGUGUCUCUUCGAUAAAAUGGUGCAGUUGAAAGUAGAGGGACUCGCACCUCACAAACAAGUUCAACUGAGGUCCAAACUAGUUGAUGACAGAGGGGUGGUUUUCAAGGCUUCUGCUCUGUACAAAGCAGAUGAAACCGGUCAGGUGGAUGUCUACACUGCACCCUCUCUGGGAGGAAGUUACACCGGAGUGGAGCCCAUGGGUUUGUUUUGGGCCCUGGCACCGGAGACUCCCCACAGUAAACUUCUAAAGAAGAAUGUGCUCAGCCCAUCACUGGUGGAGAUAGAAGCACUGAGUGGAGAGACUGGUGAGGUGUUGGCCUCUGAAACCAACGAGAGACGAUACAUGACCGAGGGGAUGAAGAGAAUACCUGUGCAACUGGGAAGAAUACGAGGAGUCCUCUUUGUACCACCAGGAAAGGGACCGUUCCCAGGAAUUGUGGAUUUGUACACAUUUGGUGGACGUCUUACUGAGCCCAGAUCCAGCCUCUUGGCAAAUAAAGGUUUUGUUGUUUUUGCACUGGCCUAUACAGACUACCAGGAUUUACCAAAAAGACCUAAAAAGUUGGAACUGGAGUACUUCGAAGAGGCUGUAUCUUAUCUGAGGGCACAGCCAGAGGUUAAAGGUCCGGGGAUUGGCAUCAUAGCAAUCUCUCACAGCGGCGCUUUGGCUUUGUCGAUGUCAUCUUUCUUCUCUGGGAUUUCAGCGACCGUCUGUAUUAAUGGCUGCAAUGCAAAUACUGUGAUUCCUUUACACUACAAAGACAUUGUUAUACCUCCACUUCCCCAUGUCAUGAAGAAUGUUAAAAUCAUAGAGUCUGGGCUUUUAGAUGUACGAGAUGCCUUACCUGACCCCUCCUUGGAAAAGAACAGGGCAUCAUUGAUUCCGAUUGAACGGGCCAGCUGCCAGUUCCUGUUUGCCGUGUCUGAAGAUGACCGCAACUGGAAUAGUGUUUUUUUUGCCAAGCAGGCUGCUGCAACGCUAAGAAAUCAUGGCAAAGAGUCUUUUCAAGUAGUAAAGUACCCAAAAGCUGGACACUUUUUGGAAGUCCCUCACAUGCCUUUUUGUCCGUCUGGGUUUCAUGGAGCAGUAGGCAGUGAUGUGGUGUUUGGUGGGGAGCCAAAAGCCCAUUCUGAGGCUCAGCUCGACCUGUGGGGAAAAGUCCAGGAGUUCUUCAAGAGCCACUUGGACAACUAGUACUUGUUGGCAAGCAAUGCUGCAUCAAGCGUGUCAAGCGUCCCAGAAUGGUCAUUAGCAAUGCUUAAUCGUUUUAGAUUCUAAUGAAUGACCUUUUCAAAGGGGUAUUAAAUGAUAUGAGUGUUAUGUUGAAGCUUUGGAUUUUUUUGUAAAUGUAAUAUUACUGUGAUAUGCCUGCUACCUUAAAAUAAUUAAAAAAACAAUUUAGAUCAUUGUAAGCAAUAAGUAAACAUGGUCUAUGUGAAUUAGUCUUACACUAAGCCAA